Molecule: messenger RNA, 4820 nt
Organism: Physeter macrocephalus (sperm whale)
Lineage: Eukaryota; Metazoa; Chordata; Mammalia; Artiodactyla; Physeteridae
Product: ARIH2 opposite strand lncRNA
Source: RefSeq, a predicted model, not a curated record
ACUUACUGCGUGUUCUAGGUCCAAAUUUAAAUAAAACCUUAAUUUUUAAUCUUUUCCAAGUUAAAUAUCCCUAUUCUAUUUGAAAGAGUGCUGACAUUGCUUAAAGGCGCCAGUAUGUUAUUACUUUAUUAACAGAACUGAUGAUACCGCUUUGAUUUCCUUUGGAUAUUAAAUAUUAUCCUUACAUCCCAAACAGGAAAGGAGUAACAGAAAUUACUCCUCCCCCUUCCCCCAGUCAAAGUCACGUGUUCAGAAGACCUGCCACCCACCCUGGGCUAAAGAAUUCAAACGGAAGACUUCUCAGUUUAAAGAUGACAAGAACAAAACACAGACUUUUUGGUGGGUCUGACGACGUUUACUCCAGAUGUAAUAUUUAGCACUGUAGGGUCAUUUACUAAGUCUACAAGUCCGAAGAAAAUUACUUGAUACAAAAAUAUGAACCCUGUCUACUACGGCAGCCACAAACCACAUGUGGUUAUUUAAAUUUAACUUAACUUAAAAAUUAAAUAAAAUUUAACAUUUGCUUUUUCAGUUGCACGAGCCGUAAGUCAAAUGCUCAAUGGCCACGUGUGGAUAGUGGCUACCCUACUUAACAGCAAAGAUACAGAAUAUGACCAUUGUGGCAAAAAGUUCUAUGGGACAGGGUAACAAUCAGUACUGAGGUGAAGUCAUCCCAGAACUCGGUCGCCACUGCCGCCGCUAGCACAGCAGCGUCGGGCGAGGCGUCGACGCAGCUCCUGGGCCGCCUGUCCCGUCCGAGGCGCCGGGAUAUCCGCGAGGACACGGAGCCCACGCGCUGCGGCACCCUUCACCAACGGGCGUUAACUAACCGCGCGGGCGGCACUACUAGAGCUCCCAACGAUGACUCGAGUGGGGAGCCCCGGAGGCAGCGCGUCUGCUGGCGCGCUGGGCGGGGAGGGCCCAGAUGCGCCGGCGCCAGUCGGUCAAAGGCGCUGGCCUCCGACCUCACUGCAAGCUGAGCAGGCGGCGGGAGGAGGAAUAACGGAGAGAGGCCCGGCGCCGGUUCGCCCUGGCCUCAGCCUUCAGCCGCCCCUCGGCGGGUGGCGGAGUGCGCUGAAACUGUGUAAGAGCUGCCAAGGGCGCCGGGACCUCGCGGGCAUUGACGAAGGCGGAGCCCCGGCCGGGCUAGGGAGGCGCGCGGAGAGCCCACCCCCUCCCCGGCCCGCCGGGGUAAACAAGGCCUAGACUCGCACCGCGCACUUACCGGGAGCCGUGGCCCCGCGGCCGCUGAGCCCGGGGGGGCCAGACCGGGUCGGGCCGGGCCAGAAGAACCGGGUCUAGGCGCGGCGGCGGCAGAGGCGGCGGGCCAACGCCGGUCAAGCCCGCGCUGCUUCCUCCGGCGAAGCCCUCUCAGCAGCUCCGGAAGUGCUCAGAGCAGUUCCGUCACUUCCGGCCCGGGGUCGACCCGCGGUCGCCGGGGUCGCGGCAGGCGCUGGGCAGUACGCCGCCCGCCGGGAUACUUUAAACCAGGGUUCUUCUGUCGGACUCCUCACUUCUCUGACUGUUGUUUCCCGGCCGCUAUGUAGUCGAAGAAGAGCUAGGUCUUCGGGUCAGCGCGCAGGGCCGGGAAUUUCUGCGUACGUUCUGAGACCGUCGCCUGGUGGCCCGAUUCACAGGACCACGCCAGGCUUCCGCUUCCCUCUCCGCGGCCUAGUUCGCUGCCUAAUUCUUUGGCUUCCCGUUCACCCAAGAUUGAAUCUUAACUGCCUUGUUGCACAGUUUCUUCAAACAGUAUAGGAAGUGCCAUUAUGACUUUCAGUACCUUCUAGGGCUUUUGUCAAGUAUUAUGGAUAGAUAGAGCCGUGAAGUCCCACUCAAGUUGCUGCUGCACAACGUGGAAACGCCUGUGUGAAGCCAGUGAUGUUAGGGAGCCUCCUCGCUGUGCAAGUCCGUAGAUAACCCAAACCAUUUCCACCCAUACAUGAGUCAUGUAUACACUGAUAUUCAAAAUAUUCAAGAUAUCGAUGUGUAAUGGGCUCUCUUAUUUUUAGUUCUUGCUUCUUGCAUGUAUUCGUGUAUUUCUUAUACAUGAUUUUCAGCUUCCUGUUUAAUUUAGAGCCUGUACCCGAGUCAGGUGCAUUCAAAUACUAGAAAGCCCCACAUUACUUUGGAGUGAAAAUUAGUAGUAAUGAGUAACAUAUUGUAGGGUUGUGAAUUUUAUGCAUUAACAAUGUAAAAGUCUAUCUAUAAUCCAAUGUACUUAUUUGUUAUGACAAAACAUAUAAUCCCUUUACAUCAUGACACUAGCGAAGGACCCAAAAUAUAUUUUCUGCUAAUGAAAUCUCUUUAAUUAGAAGCCUUCACUUUGGGUCACUGGUAAUAAAUCCUCUCCAGUGAAUAAAAGGGAACAAUCAGUUCUGUAUAAUUGUUGCACUUGCAAAAUAGAGAAUGAGGUCAUUCACAUCAAGUACACAGGUGUAUGUACAAUAUAUUGGAAUCCAGUGUACAAUCCUUAUUUGUUCUCCUGUCUUGCCCCUCUUAAAGCUGAGUUUCUUAAGGGCACAGGUCCAACCUUGUUUUCAAUAUUACUCUAUUAAAUAGGCAUUUAUUGGGCUGAUGCUAAUACCAUUAUUCUUAACUACUGACAAUUUCUCCCCAGGAAAUAAAGAUUUAAAAAUUAGGCCAGGGGCUUCCUUGGUGGCACAGUGGUUGAGACUCCACCUGCCGAUGCAGGGGACACGGGUUCGUGCCCUGUUCCAGGAAGAUCCCACAUGCCGCGGAGCGGCUAGGCCGGCGAGCCAUGGCCGCUGAGCCUGCGCGUCUGGAACCUGUGCUCCGCAGUGGGAGAGGCCACGGCAGUGAGAGGCCCGCGUACCACAAAAAAAUAAAAAAAUUAAAAAAAAAAAUUAGGCCAAAACAUUUAAAGGUACAGAUAAAAUUAUGUGCACAUAUAUGUGCUUUAGAAUGGUGAUUCUAUAGGAAAAAGUUUGCAGCAUCCCAUAUGUCCAAAAGUAAAGGUUUGUUAAAUUAUGGUAAAAUACACAAGAAAGAAAACCAUUAACAAUUAGGCUGUACUGAGGCAUCUAUUAACAAGGAAAGGUAUCUGUGAUAUGAAUAGGAUAUGAAAUGAUGUGUGUAGUAUUCUGUUUUCAAAAUAAAUUUGCGGGGCUUCCCUGGUGGAGCAGUGGUUGGGAGCCUGCCUGCCAAUGCAGGGGACAUGGGUUCGUGCCCCGGUCCGGGAAGAUCCCACAUGCUGUGGAGCGGCUGGGCCCGUGAGCCAUGGCUGCUGAGCCUGCGCGUCUGGAGCCUGUGCUCCGCAACGGGAGAGGCCACGACAGUGAGAGGCCCACAUACUGCAAAAAAUAAAUUUGCACAUAAGAUAUAUAAAUAUAAAAUAUAAUGUCUCUCUUGGUUUCUGUGGCACAGGAAUCUGGACAGGCUACAGUGGGAAUGAUUUAUUUUAGCCCUUUGAUGUCUGGGGCCUCAGCUAGAAGACUAAAAUUUCUUAGCCAAUAUCAUACAAUUUUUCUUUUGUAUAAACCUUAGAUUCAGAAUGAUGUGUUUGCACUUUUGAAAAUUCACUGGAGAGCACUGAAUUUCUAAGAAUAACAAGGGUCGUACUGAUAUCCUCAAUAUUGAGUCUUUGCAUCCAAGGAAUAUAGUAUUUCUUUACAGUUUUUCUUUUAUGUAUUUGAAUUGUUACAGUUUUAUUCACAUGGAUCUUUGGUUUGGUCUUGCAUACAUUGUGGGUUUUGCUAUUAUUCUGAAUAGGAUUCUUUCUUCAUGUUUUCUAAUUGGUUAUUGUUAACGUAUCAAAACGUUAUUGCUUUCCAACAUUGUUCUUGUGUCUGUCUCCUUACUUAGCUUGCUUAUUAGUUUUAGUGGAUUUUCAACUGAUUCUCUUCAAUUUUCAAAGUGAGCAUUUGGAUCAUUUGAAAAUAGGGAUAUUUCGGACUCUCAAUUUUUAAUUUUUUAAUUUAUUUUCUUCCUUUUCUUUUCUCCCUCUUUUUUCACCUCCCUCUUUAAUCCCCUCCCUCUUUUCUCCUUUCUUUCCUCCUUGCUUUUCUACUUCCUUCCCUCCCUCCCUUACUAUUGGUAUUUUUGCAUUAGCUACCAUGUCCAGUAAAACGUUAAGCAGUAAUCAUGAUUAAAAAACAUCUUUACCUUUGUUCCUGUCAUGAAUAGGAAAGUUUCUAAUAUUUCACCAUUAAAUAAUUUUGUUAAGAAAAAUAUGGUAGUUACUAGUUUGCUUUAAAAAAAGAAGGUAGUUACUUUUUGUCUAUUACAAGGGUGUUUACUUCAAAUCUUUUUUUCUUUUUUUAGGUGAAGGAAAACGAAGAGAAUUUACUGCCUUUAAAAUAAAUGCUAAUUUUUUUUUCAAGUAAAAGGAAAAUGAUAACAGUGUGAAAUCUGGAACUUUACAAAUUAAGGAAGAGAAAUUGGAAUGAUAAAUAUCUGCGUUAGUUUCCUAGGACGGCCAUAACAAAUUACUAUAAACCUAGUAGCUUAAAACAACAGAACUUUAUUCCCUCAUAGACUCAGCUUCUGGUUGCUGUAAACCUAAGAAUUUGUCCAUUUCUUCCAGGUUGUCCAUUUUAUUGGCAUAUAGUUACUUGUAGUAAUCUCUCAUGAUCCUUUGUAUUUCUGCAGUGUCACUUGUUACGUCUCCUUUUUCAUUUCUAAUUCUGUUGAUCUGAGUCUUCUCCUUUUUUUUCUUGAUGAGUCUGGCUAAUGGUUUAUCAAUUUUGUUUAUCAUCUCAAAGAACCAGCUUUUAGUUUUAUUGAUCUUUGCUAUUGUUUCCUUCAUUUCUUUUUCAUUUAUUUCUGAUCUCAUCUUUAUGAUUUCUUUCCUUCUGCUA